Messenger RNA from Strigops habroptila (Kakapo), 1086 nucleotides. RefSeq names its product potassium voltage-gated channel subfamily E regulatory subunit 3 (gene KCNE3). Gene Ontology annotation, biological process: regulation of ventricular cardiac muscle cell membrane repolarization; membrane repolarization during action potential; regulation of heart rate by cardiac conduction. The transcript is spliced from 2 exons. The record is from RefSeq and is a predicted model, not a curated record. The coding region runs from base 321 to 638 and encodes 105 amino acids. Gene Ontology annotation, molecular function: potassium channel regulator activity; transmembrane transporter binding; delayed rectifier potassium channel activity. Gene Ontology annotation, cellular component: membrane. NCBI's taxonomy places the organism in Eukaryota, Metazoa, Chordata, Aves, Psittaciformes, Psittacidae.
GAACGUGCCCGGUGCCCGGUGACAGCGGGGACGGCCGGAGGAGGGACAGGAAAGCGCGACCGCAGCGUGUGCCGCGGGGGGAAGCGCCGGGUCCGGCUCUCCCGGCCCCGCACGGCCGCCGGUGUCCGGGCGGGGCUCGGGGGCCGGGGCCGGGCCGGGGGCCCGUGCGGCGCGGGGGGGGCCCCGGGCAGGUGGCUCUGCCCCGGGAAGGGGAGGAGGCAGCGCGGCGCUCCCCGCCCGGGCCGCGGCCGCCGCGAUGCCCCAGUGCCGGCUCCGCGGGGCAGCAGUGCAGGCAAAGGAGGCCCCGCCUGGAGGAGGACAUGGAGGAGCACAACCGGACAGAGUCCUGGCACCGAAGCCUCCAGGCGGUGCUGGAUGCCUUAAACCAGACCCUACACGGGAUCCCCCUGUGCUCCUCUGACCGCGCUGCCACCGCCACCGCCGCUGUCACACGCAACAGCAGUGCCAGCGCCCGGCCCGGCCGCAAUGACAACGCCUACAUGUACAUCCUCUUCGUCAUGACCCUCUUCGCUGCCACCGUGGGAAGCCUCAUCCUGGGCUACACCCGCUCCCGCAAAGUGGAGAAGCGCAGCGACCCGUACCACGUCUACAUCAAGAACAGGGUCUCCAUGAUCUGAGCCCGCCCGUGAUGCCUUCUCCCCGCUGCAGCUGAUGGAUUUGGGGUCAUGUCGCUGCGACACAUCCUGCUCCUUGUGGGAGCUGUUGGGAAACCCAUCCGGUGUCCCCAUGGAGGUGCUCAGCCCUGGUGUGAGCAGCGUGGGGACAUCUUGGUUGGGUUGUAAUUCCUCUCUGGCAGGGUGAGACCUAUGGGGAGGUCCUGGUCCUGCAGACCCACCUUGGCUGGGCCCCAGGGGGAUGGCAGGGGCAGGAGCAGAAGCAGCUCCUUGCCCGCCGUGGCCUCCCAAGGAGAUAGAUUCACCGUCCUCCUGCUCACAUCAGCUGGUGUUGGUCUCUGUGGGCUCCCAGCAGCUUCCUGACACGGGCCAGUGGGUUUUUCUGGUGCUAAAACCCUGUGAUCUUUGAGCCCCACUUUUCUGGUGGGGAAUUAAAGGAGGUGGCUGUUUC